Thrips palmi is the source of this 2279-nucleotide messenger RNA. It is a transcript of the gene Gk2, whose product is annotated as glycerol kinase. The record is from RefSeq and is a predicted model, not a curated record. Gene Ontology annotation, molecular function: glycerol kinase activity. The coding region runs from base 273 to 1946 and encodes 557 amino acids. NCBI's taxonomy places the organism in Eukaryota, Metazoa, Arthropoda, Insecta, Thysanoptera, Thripidae. Gene Ontology annotation, biological process: glycerol-3-phosphate biosynthetic process; glycerol metabolic process; triglyceride metabolic process. The transcript has 8 exons. Gene Ontology annotation, cellular component: mitochondrion.
UCCAACAAAAUGGUGUCAAAGCGUGUGUGGUUCUAGUCAAUUUAUAUCUUUUAAGUUAAUUCUUGCUCUCUUAGCACGGAUGUGUCGGCUCCAAAUGACAUGAUGGUUGCAGACUCUCACCUGCCAUCUGUCGAGCAAAGUUGUAAGUUCAACAAUCCACAGAUUAUCAGUGAUAUGAAUGGACGUUGCCGUGACCGAUUGCUGCUGAGCUGAGUUGGUGAGCGCGAUUCUGGACAGAGAACCCCUGCCCGGCUCGAGACCCAGCCGCCAACAUGCCCGUCGCCAUUUCGACCGCGCUGCCCCGCGGCCCGCUGAUCGGCGCCCUGGAGGAGGGCACCCGGACGUGCCGCUUCGCGCUGUACGAGGCGUCCACGCUGCGCGAGGUGGCCGUGCACUGCACGCAGGUCGAGUCCCUGCGCCCGGAGGAGGGCUGGGUCGAGCAGGACCCCGCAGAGAUCCUGCGCGCCGCCCAAGAGUGCAUGUCCGAGGCCAUGGCGCGCCUGCCGCCCGGACUGGGUGUCCGCGACGUGGCCGCCGUCGGCGUGACCAACCAGCGCGAGACCACGGUGGUCUGGGACCGCGUGACGGGGCAGCCGCUGCACCACGCCCUCGUCUGGAACGACAUCCGCACCAGCAAGACGGUGGACUCGGUGCUGGCCAGGCUCCCCGGCAACGACAAGGACGCGCUGCGCGACCGCGCCGGCCUGCCCGUCAGCCCCUACUUCAGCGCCCUCAAGCUGCGCUGGCUCAUGGACAACGUGCCCGCCGUGCAGAAGGCCAUCGCCGAGAAGAGGUGCCUGUUCGGCACUGUGGACAGCUGGCUCGUCUGGAACUUGACGGGCGGCUCUCGAGGCGGUCUCCACAUCACCGACGUGACCAACGCCUCCCGCACCAUGCUCAUGAACAUCCACACCCUGCAGUGGGAUCCCCUCUUGCUCAAGGCCUUCGACAUUCCCAGAGAAAUGCUACCGGAAAUCCGCAGCUCGUCUGAGGUGUACGGCGACAUCGCGGACGGGCCCCUGCACGGCGUGCCCAUCUCGGCCAUCAUGGGCAACCAGCAGGCCAACCUGGUGGGCGAGCGCUGCUUCAAGGAGGGCCAGGCCAAGAGCACGUACCGCAGCGGCUGCUUCUUGCUCUACAACACGGGCACCGCGUGCGUGCACUCGAAGCACGGUCUGCUGUCCACCGUGGCCUACAAGCUGGGCCCCGACGCGCCCACCGUGUACGCGCUGGAGGGCUCCGUGGCCGUGGCGGGCCACGCCAUCAAGUGGCUCAAGGACAACCUGAACCUGCUCAAGGACCCCGCCGAGGCCGAGCGCAUCGCCAGCGAGGUGGCGUCCACCGGCGACGUGUACUUCGUGCCCGCCUUCACCGGCCUGUACGCCCCGCACUGGAGGAAGGACGCCAGAGGGAUCUUGUGCGGCCUGACGCAGUUCACCACCAAGGGCCACAUCGUGCGCGCCUCUCUGGAGGCCGUGUGCUACCAGACCAGGGACAUCUUGGAGGCCAUGGCUCGCGACUGCGGCAAAAUCAGCACGGAGACCCUUAGCGAGCUGCGAGUCGACGGCAAGAUGGCCGAGAACAACUUGCUGCUGCAGCUCCAGGCAGACCUCUGUGGCUUCUCAGUCGUUCGCACAGACAUUCACGAGAAGGCGGCACUUGGCAUUGCUAUCGCUGCUGGACAAGCCAAAGAUAUUGACCUAGUAAACAUUAAUGCCUUGCCCCCCUCCCAGUCACAAUGUGAUGUUUUCACUCCCAGCAUUACCCCAGAGGAUAGGAAAGCGCGCUACACCAAGUGGAAGAUGGCUCUGACACGGUCCCUGGGAUGGGCAAAGCCCUCCAAAUCACCUUCUAUGACAGAUAAACGAUACCACCUUCUUGCCUCCAUUCCACCAAGUCUCUUCCUUAUUAGCUCAUUUGCAAUGAUGCUAGCCUCCGAAAUGUAGUCCAUUUCUAAUCCAAUUUUAGUGCCACCUCUCUCUUUUAACAAAAGAGAGUAUGAGUGUCCACUGUUGGAAGAUCUGAUAGAUUGAUUUUGUUGCAGUUUUUGUUUUGUCUUUAGAUUAUUUAUUUAUUUAUUUAUUUACUACUGUUGUAUCUUUGUUUGUAUUCCAAUUUUUAUUACCAAUCUCGUUCUGCAUUCCAAAGAUAGCAAUUUCAGCACUUGUGUUUGAUGUGUUAGGUUCAGUGCGACACAUGUGAUCUCGAAUAUUUUGCAAAGUAUUUUUCCUAAAUGAAUUAUUUGAUUGAAUAUUAAUAAAAAGAUAAAUCCGUUUAAA